Molecule: messenger RNA, 880 nt
Organism: Hordeum vulgare subsp. vulgare (domesticated barley)
Lineage: Eukaryota; Viridiplantae; Streptophyta; Magnoliopsida; Poales; Poaceae
Product: magnesium-dependent phosphatase 1
Exons: 4
Coding region: 142-666 (174 amino acids)
Molecular function (GO): acid phosphatase activity
Source: RefSeq, a predicted model, not a curated record
UUGAUCUUGUCGUCGCCAUAUCCUUUCUUUGUACCUGCCCCGCCGUUGAACCGGGCGACCAAUCCCCUCCCUGCCGCCGGCGAGCAAUCCCCGCCACCACCGCCGCAGCAGCAGCAGCAGAAGCAGCGCCGGCCGUGCGGGAUGGGAGACGAACGGGUGAAGGCGGAGGCGCUGCAGAUCCUGGGCCUGUUCCAGGUGCUCCCCCGCCUCGUCGUCUUCGACCUCGACUACACCCUGUGGCCCUUCUACUGCGAGUGCCGCUCCAAGAGGGAGUCGCCGAGCCUGUACCGCCACGCCAAGGGCAUCAUGUGCGCGCUCAAGGAGAAGGGGGUCGACAUGGCCAUCGCCUCGCGCUCGCCCACCUCCGACAUCGCCAGGGCCUUCAUCGACAAGCUCGAGCUCCAGCCCAUGUUCGUCGCGCAGGAAAUAUUCUCCAGCUGGACUCACAAGACAGAACAUUUCCAAAAGAUCCACAGAAAAACUGGGGUUCCCUACAAGUCUAUGCUCUUCUUUGACGAUGAAAACAGGAAUAUUCAAUCGGUAUCAAAAAUGGGAGUUACUAGUGUUUUGGUAGACAACGGAUUGAAUCUUGACAUGUUCAAGUUGGGCCUCAGUAAUUUCGCUACUACUGUUGUUGCACCUGCACCAGCACCAGAGAACAAGUAACCUUAUUGUAUAAGUAGAAACAACAGACGGGGGAAACACCAAUGACUCAUGGAUAAUUGUGAAAAAAAUAAACUUGUAUUUCUUGUAACCGAUUGCUCAUAGGCAGUAGCGUAAGGAUGACUAUUUUGGUAAGUUAGGGAACUGCUACUGCUGAAACCAUUCUGCGUGUAAGCUUGUUAUACUUGAUUGGCAAUGUUGAAGAUUGUUUAGCCAA